CCGCAUAUGUAACCCCGUAGCUGUUGUUUUUCACGUUAAAUUUGUAUAAAAACGAUGGCUGCUAGCACGAAACUUCUGCUGGGCAGUGGCCUCUGCCACAAACUGUGCCAGCUGACACGUUCCCUGCACACGCAGCCCGCACGGCUGUCCAGCUUCCGAUCGUCCAAGGAGGUGCAGACCCUGGAACAGUAUCCCGAGGUGGAGCCCGUCGCGAAUGCGGCUGCCUGGAAGUUUGUGGAACGCCUGCUGCCGCCCCAGACAGUGCCCCGGCCGGUGGCCAAAACUGAUUACCCAUCCGGCUGGCAGCCACAGAAGUCGGACGGCUCGGACAGCGGCUAUUUUGUGGCACGCACCAAGAAUCACAUGGUGCCCGUGUAUCUGCACACCCGUUUCCGUGGCCAGCGUCGCAUCACGGUGGUGCGUCGCGUCCAAGGCGACAUCUGGGCCCUGGAAAAGGAUCUGCGUUCAGUGGUGGAGCAGGCGCGCAAUGGCAAACUGUGCGCCACGCGCGUCAACGAGCUCAGCGGCCAGAUACACAUCCACGGCGACUAUGUGGAUGUCUUGCGGGAUCAUCUCAAGGCCAAGGGCUUCUGAUUGCAUUACCUUUUGUUUGAAAUAAUAUUAGAAAUAUAAAACCAAUGCUUGUGGCUGAA
Molecule: messenger RNA, 653 nt
Organism: Drosophila obscura
Lineage: Eukaryota; Metazoa; Arthropoda; Insecta; Diptera; Drosophilidae
Gene: mRpL49
Product: probable 39S ribosomal protein L49, mitochondrial
Exons: 2
Coding region: 55-594 (179 amino acids)
Biological process (GO): translation; translational initiation
Cellular component (GO): ribosome; mitochondrial large ribosomal subunit
Molecular function (GO): structural constituent of ribosome; translation initiation factor activity
Source: RefSeq, a predicted model, not a curated record